AGCAUGACAUGAUCGAUCCCUUUUCUUCGAGUCCGUAUAUUUGUGCAUUUUUCCCCUCCUCGGUUUCUCCCUGCCGAUCGAUGAUACCGAAUCGAUGAUACCGAAACUGGAAGCAAAAAUGUUUUUCGCUUUUGUCGAGCGAGGAUUCAGAUCUUUUGUUUGUCUGCUUAGAAGACACCGAUAUUCUCUAGUCGAUCUAUUUUGCACAGACAUUAGCUUUUGAGUGAAAUAGGUGCUAGAAUCUUUGUUGUUGUUUUUUCUUUCUAGACCACCUUGCUCUCCAGUGAAUCGUUGUUUUCCUUAGAAGUGAUAGAGUGACCUUCUGCAGCUGUGAGAAGAAUGUUCCGCAGCUUCCGAAGGUUUGCCUUCGUUCCGGCGACAAUAGAGGCGGCCGGUGCAAGACCGAGGUGGGACGAGCUCUCCGCUCGCGCAAACAUUCUAAGAAGUCCUCUUUAGCACGACGCCUCCGAGUGCAAAGGACACUGGGAGCAAGGUAGUAGCUGGCGAUGCCGUGGGAGUCCUAAUCUUCGUCUUGCAAAAGCAAAUCUUCAUCUUCUAGGUCUUAGCACGACGACGUAAACGGCAAAUAAAUGGUGUUGUUCAAGGAUAUGCUUCCGGGUACCCGCGUCUUCGUGGACUACUUCGGAGCUAUUAAGAAAGCCAACACGCUGAUGGAAGAUGUGAGUAGCUACGACCGUGACAGCAGUUCCAUCAACGCAGCAGAAAAGGUGCGGAGCGUUGGGCCGACUGCUCAAGCUGCAAUCGCAUGCAGCAAGACAAAGGAUAGCAAGAAGGCUCCUCCAGCAUUGACACGCACCCAGCUAGAAGCACUCGCGCCAGUGCAUUUCCUGUCACACUUUCAUUCGGAUCAUUAUUUGGGCAUGGAGAAGAACUGGGAGAGCCCCAUGGUGGAGUUUCGUGAUGUCGUGAAGAUUUACUCCACACCGGUAUCAGCGCGAUUGUUGGAAAUGCUGUUUCAGAUUCGUCGGGGCAUCGUCCAAGCACGCGAGGUGCAUAGGCCGUUCUUCGAUCUGCCGGCUAAGCGGUACGUUUGCUGCUUGGUGGACGCGAAUCACUGUCCUGGGAGUUCCAUUGUGCUUAUUCAGGUGCUGAAAACCGGCCGCCGUUACAUGAACACUGGCGAUUUCCGCUUUUACGAGAGUGUUGGCGAUCGGAUAAACGAAAUGUGGGAGCAGAUGGAGCGACUAGCGGCUGCAGAGACGAAGGCGCCAGAGCGUCCGCUCACAACUGACGUCGAAAGAGCUGUAGGUGCAGCAGCAGGAGCAACAGAGAGAAAGCCAAUGGAAGGAGGGGUAAUAGAAGGGAUUGGAUCCGAGAAAGCUUGCGUUGGGAGUGCUGCUGGAACUACAAGCACAACACUAAAGAAGGUCGAGAUAUGCUUCAUGGACUUUUCGUGGGCCGAUGAAAGUUUCGAUCUUCUGCCUGACAAACCGACGUCGAUCGCGCGCUAUGUUGCGCUGGUUGAAAAGCUCUAUGUGGAGCACCAGAGUGCGACGGAGCCGACACUGAGUAUGAAGAUUUUUCUGCAUAGCUAUGGUUUGGGCGACGAGGAGCUUCUGCUAGCUGCGUUUGCAAAGUUUCCGAACGAAAAAUUUGUUUUUGUCGACGAUCAGCGGUUCUUGGAGCUUAGAGCUUGUGGAUUCUUGCAGGACCGUUCCGCAGCGCGCGAGCAGUGCGUAUUGUACUCGAAGGGGUUGCCGAGUUUGCCUAAUUUGAGAUUUUUCGUAGUGAAAAGUGGCCCGCAGCGAAAGAUGGUGAUGCGCGACGUGGAAGACCGUGUGCGCAAUGAUGCUGCAAAAGCGACCCACCCAGUUUCGUUAUCAAGAGCAUAUUCAAGAGUCGGAGGAAGGUCCGCGCCCGCUUCGAGGACAAACAAUGCAGCUAGUAGCGUUAGGAUGAACGGCGUAGGGGGAACGAAAGCCGUGGAAGAGGUGGAACUGCAGGACAAGUUCGUCGAAAUUAGCUGUACGACAAUGUGGUGGUGCUACAAUAAGCACUUGCUCCUGCAGCAGGGCGCGGGAGCGGACGUUUGCCCGGUAAUUCGCGACGAGCAGGGUAUUUAUCGGGUGCUAUGGGCGAUGCACAGUCCGCUUCGCGAAUUACGUCAAUUCGUUGCUUUGGUGCGACCACGGUUUCUGAAACCAGUCUGCGCGGUGAUCCAAGCAGGACAUUACGAAGUGACAGAAGUCGACAAGCAUAAGGCGAACCAGUGCUUUGCUGGACUCUUCGGCAAUAGCAUCAUCGUCUCAGAUAACGGCGAGAGCUGUGACGAUCUCGACGCAAGUUGCCUGGCCGCGAUUCUCGACGGUGCAAACCCUAAUAUUGAACCGGUGGCAAAAGGCAAAAACGCUUCUGCGCGUGAGGGUGGUGAGGGCGAACCUGCGGUCGGAGAUUCCCGCGACCUUGAUGUGGUUGCUCUACCUGGUGGGCAGAAGCGACUGUCGAACCAAGCUGCGGAGGAUAAAGCCGCGCCGAAGACCCCCGGGCCGAGUGCCGCUACGAAAAAAGCAGCUGUUGAUGGUGAUGACGCGAAUACACCACAGAAGGCUUCCGGAAACAAGGAAGACGCUAAAACUUCGAUGGCAUCGUCGGGCGAAGUCGCAAGGAAAAAGCGGCGCAAAGUGUUGCGUGCUACAAAUAAAAAUGUAGUGCAGGUGCACGACGCAUUUCUGGAAGACUUGGCUGGGGUGGACUUCUCGCCAUUAGCCGAACGGCAGCAUGCAAACGACGUCUUUCAUCGUGGCGGGAAGAACACGUUUGCAGCCUUGAGCAGGAAACGGACAACUCCGAUGCGCCGGAAGUCGACAAAGUCGUCAGAAAAGAAAAGCGCCAAAGACUCUCCUGGCGUACGAAAACGUGCAAAGACUGACAAAACUUCUACUUCACAUGCUGACGAUACGGACAAAGUCAAAGCUGGUGAGGCGGACGUGGGGGAGAAAAGCGCUCAACCACGACACGGGAAGAUCGAUCCUGCUCUUGCUCCAGUCGGCCCUGUAAAGAACGCUGCCUCAAUUGCUGACUUGCGAGCCCGCGCAGACGCGCAAGGCACCACGAAACGGGGUCGCACUCUGUUCACAAAUUUCUUCAAGGAGCAGCGCAAUUAUGCCGCUCCCCAAGAACUGGCAGUGGCGGGAGUAGAUGGCGCAGGUGUACCAAAUGCUGCGGGGAAUAGGAGUUCAUUUUCGUCUUCAUCGAGUUCUAGUGCCGCCAACAAUGCAAGUCGGUUCCACAAUGGCAACCGGUAUAAUCCGAACCUGCAGGGUGAUCAAAACCUCGUAAUCGAUGCGGCUGCCAAUAGGACAGCGCUGGCAGUUGUGAAUGAAACCUACUACAAGCGUCGCAAGUUCAAAUAUGCAUCUGACGUGCCCCUGUCGAUCGCGGAAGCACGUGCAUCCGAGUACAAGGCUAAAUUGCGCGGCCAGGGCUUCACGGACGCGGAAAUCGAAUGCAAAAUGACUGUGGCCAUCGGUGUGGAUGAUCUGCAGAGUACAACGACAAUCACACAGAAGAAGAUCAGCAGUACUAAAGCCAAAGAUACUUCGACACACGUAGGUGCGAACCUCAACACAUCGUCACUUGAUACGGAUAAAUCGGACCUGCUGAUUAUGCGUACGAAUGGGAGGAUCUCGUCAGAUAACUCUCCACCAGAAGGCUUGUUGUCGGGUGGCGGAGACGUGUCGGCUGACUCGUUGUCGAAGAACAUGCUUCUACAGAUUGCCGAAGACGCACGGCAGGCCUUUGCGAGCUCUUUUCCAAACAUAGGAAAGCAAGAUGAGGCAGGUGCUCUUGAAGUACGAAAGGUAGUUCUUGUUGACAACAGAAAAGCAAUUGUCAGUCACGAUCGGAAGGUAAAAGGCCGGCGGAAUUCUGCAGAUGCUUUGGGCACUCGUGGGGUGGCAGUGGAUGCGGGACCAAGAAAAGUAGAUCCACAUAAAGAUGAGGUCGAACUCUGUCCAGCGAGUUUAGAAGAUGUGAGGCCGGCGGCGGAACGCCUCAAGCCAGAAAUGCAAUUGGGCGGGAAACAAGCUACAGCAGGUGACAGCGGCGUUUUAGAAACCAAAUCUGGAGAGCAGGAUGAUGACGACGAUAUCAUGAUCAUUACCACAAGUCAAGAACGUACACGCUUGUUGACGGAGACCCUGGAGGAUGACUCACUCUCGAAGGAUGGGGUUAGAAAGCCAGGUUUGAGGGAGCAUGACACUGCGGCAGAUGUGAACCAGCGACAUGACAUCGCUGAUUCGGGAAAGCGGAAUCGGGCAAUGGCAAUCGACGAUGAAAAAACGUACGCCGUACAACGAAAACUAGAUUCCGAGGAUAGGAACGCGGUAGCUGCAGCUACGUCGCUCAACAAGUGUCGUGGGCCACCAGCACCAAUUGAUUUAUCUACCGGGAACAAAUUGCAGGUGGCAAAGACGCGCGGAGCCGAUAGUUUGCCAGAGCCAUUCGUCGAGCCCGAAGAGCCUUCGAAAGAAGACAAGAAGAGAGACGAACCGCGCAUGAAGGAUGAGGCAGUGGCAGCACCGAUAAAAGAUUCGGAUUGUGUGGUCCUGCCUACCGAACCUCCCACCGCUUCCACGGAACACAAGCGUAGCCUUGUGACCACAACGCAUCAAGCGAAUAGGAAGUUACCAUUUUUGGCCGCCGAUGGAGCGGCACUAAGCAGUAUGAAGGACUCGAAGGCAGUGCGACGGCUAGAAAACAAGAGAGCAGGAGAAGGAGGAGGAGAAAAGACGAAGAAGCAAGAGAACCGACUGAGUGAAUCGACCUCACCAGCUACUAGGUUUCCGCCUGAACAUCAAGUUCCCGAGCGGCAAAUCUCUCGAUCAUUGGAUAAAACAAAAACAACUGUGAUGAGAGCUGGCGUAUCUACUGCUGCGGCGCCUUCUAGUUCUACUAAUGCCAUCGCACGGACAUUGUUUGAGCAGGGCGAAAAGACGUCCGGCACCCGCUUGUCUGUACCAAUACCGCGAGGAAUUAACACUACAGGGGAAAGUGGCCAAAAGGAAGGUGAUUCGCCUCCGAGUGUGCAGAUGUGUCCGGAUACUGAUUCUCAAGAUGCCAGCGGCAGAUCGCGAGCCAGCUCUACGUUUUCCGCGGUAUCUCCAGGUAACCUGCUAUUUGGGCCACCCAGUGAAAUUUCGGAGUCCCAGCAACAUCUGUCGCAGCGUGGCACCGAGAAAAUAACUUCUCAUUAUGCAGCGGGGCGAACGUUCUCAAAUACUGAGGUCAAUCAUCACGUCGAUCACCUGGUUGACAAUCCGCAUUCCUUAAAAACGAAACUUAACGAUGCUCGUUCAGACGAAGUCGAAACGGGGACUACUAGACGAAGGAUGGCGAAUGAUUACGAAAAUGGCACUCGUUUUAAUGCUUCCUCCUCCAAUACCGGAUUUGAUCCCAAGAAAUUCUUGCAACAAAAUACAACACCUGAAACGACUACGAUUGAAGAUAAGUCUAGAUCCACUUCUUUUCUGACGAUCCCCAGGCAUAAUGCACAGAGUAGCGCACCAGUCAAUCGACUGCCAGGCUAUAUUGCGAAAUAGACUUGACAAUCAUGGACAGACACUUUCCACUUAGGCUCCACGGAGACAUCUUCCGGAUCCACCCGGAUCAAAUUGCUGAAUGGGAGCAUUCUGCUCGUAUCACUGAAUGUGACUUUCAUUCCACGACUGUGCCCAAACAUGUGGGUCCUGUUCUGGCUGUCGCCAUUGAUCAUCAC
Amoebophrya sp. A25 is the source of this 5737-nucleotide messenger RNA. The record is from the annotation of a GenBank genome assembly. NCBI's taxonomy places the organism in Eukaryota, Dinophyceae, Syndiniales, Amoebophryaceae.